UAUCAUUAUCAUGUCAAGACUCAAAUGUCAUUGCCAGAUUUAUAGCGCCGGUUGCGACGCGUUGUGUUUAUACUUUACCUUAUUAUCGUUUUUUUUCAAAUAAAUUGUAAAAUUCACUGUGAACACGGUAUAUGUUCUAAGUUAUAAGAAUUAACAACUUUUGAGAUAUGUAUGUGAUAUUUUCAAGAGUUUAAAACUUUAUUAUCAUGGCGAAACCAAAUGCAAAAGAAACAGUAUUGAAAUAUGAACAUUUUAUCAAUAAUGUGUUAAAAGAAGACCUGCGAAAACUCGAAUUAAGAUUACAGCAAAUUAAUGCUGAAAUAUCAGACCUGGUCCAGCAACAGCAUUGCUUAAAAGUUUUAACAGAUAAAAAUCAGCAUCCUAAUGGUUUUAAAACACAGGUUAACAUUGGAUGUAAUUUCUUCAUGGAAGCCUCAGUUACUGAUACUUCUAAACUGCUUAUGAGCAUCGGAUUAAAUUACUACCUAGAGCUUACACUAGAAGAAGCCUAUAAAUAUUUAGAUGCCAGAAUAAAAGCCUUUGAGCAGAAGUCAGAAGAACUGUGUACAAAAGCUGCUGAAACAAAAGCUCACAUAAAAUUUAUGUUAUUUGGCAUUGGUGAAUUAGAAAAUCAGCCUGGAAAAAACAUUAAUAAAGACUAGAAAUCUUUUGCUUAAUUGUUAAGAUUUGUUUGUAAAUAAUAGUAAAUAUUGUGAUAAAUAAUUAAACAACUUAUUUCCUU
Molecule: messenger RNA, 742 nt
Organism: Melitaea cinxia (Glanville fritillary)
Lineage: Eukaryota; Metazoa; Arthropoda; Insecta; Lepidoptera; Nymphalidae
Gene: Uxt
Product: protein UXT
Exons: 1
Coding region: 207-662 (151 amino acids)
Biological process (GO): negative regulation of transcription by RNA polymerase II; protein folding
Cellular component (GO): cytoplasm; prefoldin complex
Molecular function (GO): transcription corepressor activity
Source: RefSeq, a predicted model, not a curated record